Messenger RNA from Fusarium poae, 2820 nucleotides. RefSeq lists its product as uncharacterized. Gene Ontology annotation, cellular component: plasma membrane. Bases 1 to 2820 code for a protein of 939 amino acids. The transcript has 2 exons. The record is from RefSeq and is a predicted model, not a curated record. NCBI's taxonomy places the organism in Eukaryota, Fungi, Ascomycota, Sordariomycetes, Hypocreales, Nectriaceae. Gene Ontology annotation, molecular function: calcium-activated cation channel activity.
AUGAACCAGAGUAUACGAGCUGAAAGAGGUGCUCUCAACAUCCCGUAUCUUGCUCGAGGCGAAACAAGCAGGCAACCAGGCGGUGCCCAAUUUGAUGAAGGCAUUGGAGUUUCAAGCUUCAUCGCAGCACUAAGCAGUGGUUUUAUAAUUUUCUUGUUGCAGCUCUUACUCUUCUUACUGUUGAGGAACAAACUAAGUCAUAUCUUUAAUAAAACGAAAACGAAACGACACAUUGUCUCAAGUAAGCCUGACUUGGAACCUCUGGGAUUACUCGCCUCCGUCAAACAGUCAUGGAACAGAGGUGAUUUGGACAUUGCAAAGGAAUGUGGUCUCGAUGCCUACUUUUUCCUUCGCUACUUGAGAACUUUGCUCCUUGCAUUCACCCCAUUGACGACACUUGUAAUACCUGUGCUGAUUCCAUUGAACUAUAUCAACGGGCGCGGUCAUCGCGUUGAUGCCGAUGGACGUGCUAAGGAUGAGGGUGAUAAUACACAGGUUACCGGCCUGGAUACGCUGGCCUGGGGCAACAUUCGACCGAGCAAUAGCCAACGCUACUGGGCUCAUCUUGUGAUGGCCGUUACUACUGUUGCAUGGGUUUGUGCAUUGUUCUUCUUUGAAAUGAGAGCCUAUAUCAAAGUACGACAAACUCAUCUUACCAGUGCUGACCAUCGAUCAAGACCUUCAGCAGCAACAAUUCUUGUCAAUUCCAUCCCUGCUAGUAAUUGUAAUGAUAAGUACCUGAGACAAGUUUUUAACCAUUUUCCGGGAGGAGUGAAGAACAUAUGGAUAAACAAAGACUUGUCCUUGCUCCUUCAAAUGAUCAAUCGGCGAGAAUUGCUUGUUCAGCAGCUGGAAGUUGCAGAGACAACCUUGAUCAGAAAAGCUCAUAACGCUAAGAAACGUUGCCAGGGCAAAAAUAUAACGAGAUAUUGGCAACGUCUCUUUCCUACAAAUUCCACAGACACCAGGAUCCAAAGACGCAGCAGGAGCAGCAGCCUCAUUACCAGUGAGCUCUCGACUACUGACUGCGAGAAAUUCAACAGCAGGGGAAUAUGGGAAAAGUUCAUUAGUAAGAGUGACCGGCCGACACACAGACUCCCAUACCAGGGAUUGCACUGGUUGCCCCGUAUUGCGCCUUUCUCCGAAAAGGUCGACACCAUAAGUUGGUGUCGGAAAGAGUUAGAUGAGCUUAACACGAGAAUUGAGGAGCAAAAGGGACUUUAUGACGACCUCCCACCCGCAAACUCAGCAUUUAUCCAGUUCCACAAUCAGAUCGCGGCGCAUAUGGCUUGUCAAAGCGAGAUCCACCACCUCCCAGAGCAUAUGACACCCAGAAGCAUUGGAUUUUCCCCCGAUGAGAUCAUUUGGACUAAUUUGGCUUUGUCCUACAGAUCUGGUUGGGUUCGUACCAUAAUAACUUAUGGUGUCUUGUUCCUGAUGCUAUCGUUCUGGUCAAUUCCAGUGGCUUGGACGGGCGUCCUCAGUCAGGUAGAUCAACUUAUUCAAGGCUUCGACCUACUUUCGUUCAUUAACCACACAGAGAUGCUCAGGCAUGCUAUCUCAGUAAUUGCCGGUUUAUUGCCGACCAUGGCGUUAACAGCACUUUUAAUCCUUCUACCAUUGUUUUUAGAAUAUUUGGCGGGUUUCAAAGGAGUUAAGACCUACUCUCUGAGAGAAGAGUUCGUCCAGACUUUCUAUUUUGCUUUCUUGUUCAUACAAGUAUUCCUAGUUGUAUCCAUUGCCUCAUUUUUCACAGCCUCGAUUAGAGAGCUAGUCACGAACGUCCGGGGCGUGCAGGAAGCUAGUGAAGUGAUCAACAUUCUUGCUCAAAACCUCCCUAGAGCAUCAAAUUACUUCUUUUCCUAUAUGGUGCUCCAGUCCUUCUCUACCAGUUCCGCAACGCUACUCCAGGUGGGCAGUUUGAUCUCACAUUACAUUCUCGCUCCCUUAUUCGACAUUAGUCCACGAGAUAAGUGGGUUCGCAAGAUGAGGCCGCGUUCGGUAAAAUGGGGCUCUGUUUUUCCCGUUUACACGAAUUUCGCAUGCAUCGCGCUAAUUUAUUGCAUAAUAUCCCCAAUCAUCUCUGCCUUCGCUGUCCUUACCUUUGGCCUCAUGUGGCUUUCUCAACGGUAUACGAUAUUGAAUUUUUACCAACCCGACCAUGACACUGGGGGAGUUCUUUAUCCUCGGGCUCUUAAUCAAACGUUUACCGGUGUGUACGUAAUGGAGUUAUGUCUCAUUGGUCUUUUCUUCAUGGUCAAGGAUGAAAACGCAGAUGCUGUUUGUUCAGCACAUGCAAUCAUCAUGGUCAUAGUACUAGUGGCUACUGUCCUCUUUCAGACAUUUCUGAAUUGGAGAUUUGCUCCUCUCUUUCGAUUUCUACCGGUGGAGUUGGGCAAUUGUGACGGGACAGUGGUCUUUCCGGAACAGCAAAUGAAGAGUGUUCCCCAACUCCAACAGGGGCUUUUAGGGGAUCCCACAAGUAUGAAUGAAGUAGUUUCAGACGAGAGGAAUCCACACGCCCACACGGUCGAUUCGGUGAUUACCGAAUUUCCCACGACUCUGAAAGACAUACCUGAAGAAGACCGUGAAUUACUCGUAAACGACGCAUUCAAACAUUACGCUCUCACUGUCGAAGAACCUACGAUCUGGAUCCCUCGAGACAAACUUGGCGUCAGCGAUGAUGAAGUUUACCAAUGUAAACAAGUUUCAAGUUCUGUUUCUAUGUCCAACCUGCGUGCUGAUUUAGAUGAUCAUGGGCGUGUGGUCUGCGAUGGCAAACCACCCGAUGUUUCUAGAUUCACCUAUGUGAAGCUUUAA